Molecule: messenger RNA, 1038 nt
Organism: Notodromas monacha
Lineage: Eukaryota; Metazoa; Arthropoda; Ostracoda; Podocopida; Cyprididae
Source: the annotation of a GenBank genome assembly
AGACCUUUCCUUCGUUUCUCCUGAAUUUCGCAGUCGUUUGUCGAGGACGUUUCAUCAGGAUCCCGCAGUAAUUCAUUGCGAAAAUCAGUUUGUGUAAAAUGGAAGACAAUGCGAGUUCAAGUGAAUCGGAAGACAUCGAUGAAGAGGAGAGCGAAGAGGAGGAAGUGGACAUGAAGAGUUUCUCGUUCGGUGAACUCCAGGAGCUGAAGGCAAAGCUCGGGGUCAAAGUUUACAGAGAAGCCAUGUCGAAUGACUACAACCGACAACACAGAAAACGGGACUUCAAGCGUGCUAGCAAAAACCGACCUCGAGAAAUGUCUUCGAAGAAGCCACCGAAAAUCCAAUUUGCCAAACCGAAAAAGGAAAUCCGCGAUCCGAGGUUUGACGAUAAUUGCGGAACCCUCAAACCGGAAGCCUUUCGACAUCAUUAUAAAUUCUUGGAUGAAAUUAAGGAUCGAGAGAUGGUUAAAUUGCGCAAGAAAAUGAAGAAGAUGAAAGAUCCGGACGCGAAGACGGCCAUCAAAACUUCUCUUCAACGUUUGGAGAACCAAGUGCGGGAACAGAAGAAGAAUGACCUCAAGAGAGAAACCUUGGAGGUGGAGAAGGAGAAGAAUUUGCAGAGGAUGCGUGAGGGGAAGAAGCCCGUUUUUGUUGCAAAAUCUGUGAAACGCAAGGCGGCGUUGGAGGAGCAAUAUUUGGCACUGAAGAAAGACGGGAAAUUGGAUGGAUACCUGAAGAAAAAGAGGAAACGACUUGCUGCGCAAGAGAGGAAAAAUCUUCCCUCCUAAUUUUUCCAAGUUUUAUUUUGUACUCAUUUGUGAUGAGAAGGUGAAAAAGUAUGUUUCUCGGGGUUGAGUAACUCAAUUUUGGCGAUGAUUUCAUGAAUAUUUUGUGUGGUCUCAUUUUGAAUCCCUCGAAGUGGUUUUUACUAAUACCUGAGCAAACAUAUGAUGGCUGCAUGAAAUAAUGCGAAUUUGACCUUGAGUUGCCAAACCUGAAUGGAAGCGAAAAAAAGCUUGUAAAUGGGGAACACAGUAA